This is a messenger RNA of Rotaria sp. Silwood2, 612 nucleotides long. The record is from the annotation of a GenBank genome assembly. Lineage: Eukaryota; Metazoa; Rotifera; Eurotatoria; Philodinida; Philodinidae.
AUGAUGGAUGAAUUAAUUAAACAAAUUGGAACAACACAUCUUUAUUCAACACCUUAUCAUCCGCAAACCAAUGGUCAAGUUGAACGAUACAAUUCGACAAUGGAUGCGAAGAUCGCAGCUUUAUCAAAUUUACGUAAAACCGAUUGGGAUGAUCAAUUGCCAUUUGUUACAUUCAACUACAAUACCUCAAUUCAUUCUUCAACAAAACAAAUACCUUUCGAAAUGAUGUAUGGUCGAUCGCCUGUUUUACCAUUUGAUCAUCAAGAUACAAAUGUUACAUUAUCAUAUGAUCCUGAACACUCGAAGAAAUUAAAUCAAUUUUUAGCAAAAUUGAAUGAACAAGCUAAAAUUAAUAUUAUUAAGAAUCAAGAAAAAUACAAACAAGGUUAUGAUGUAAAUCGUACAAAUCCUAUAUACCACAUCGGUGACUUAGUUCUUUGUAAAACACUCAACAUCCGUUAUAAAUUCGAUAUUCGUUACGAAGGACCAUUUAGAAUUAUUACAAAACUUACACCUAAAACAUUCAUUAUUCAACACAUAAAAAAGUUAACAUUAUAUCGCCAAGUUACAACUGACGUGUUACUUCCAAUAUUUGAACGAAAUUUCCAAUAA